This is a messenger RNA of Striga asiatica, 1292 nucleotides long. Lineage: Eukaryota; Viridiplantae; Streptophyta; Magnoliopsida; Lamiales; Orobanchaceae. The record is from the annotation of a GenBank genome assembly.
UGAGCCGAUCUCAAACUUUAAUUAAACUGAGCCGAUCUCAAACUUUAAUUAAACGAGCUAGCCAAACUGCUUUAAUUUAACAGCACUAACUAUAACUACAGGCAAGCAUCCUUCCAACGACAAAGCAAUAAGUAAUAUUAAAUGCAACGAUAUUUUCACCGUCCAACUACUCCAACUACUCUCUCUCACUCACUCACACACACACAAUAAGGCACAAAAUAUCCGCACAACCAAAGCCAAACCAAACAAAACGCCAUGUCCAAGUACAAGCACCCCAUUGCAGAGGCCAGCGACUCGAGCCUCUUCGGCUCCCUCACUCCGGAUGAAUUCUACGCCCACCACGCCGUGAACCACGGAUCCGACUACAUCACCAGCAGCGGCAAACAAAGCCUCAAGCUCUUCACCCAGUGGUGGUCCCCGCGGGACCAGUCCGCGCCCCUCAGGGGCAUCGUCUGCGUGGUCCACGGCUUCACCGGCGAGUCCAGCUGGUUCGUCCAGCUCACAGCCGUGCUCGUGGCUAAGCACGGCUUCGCGGUCUGCGCCAUCGACCAUAUGGGCCACGGCUACUCGGAGGGGCUCGUCGCCCACUUACCGGACAUCAGUCUCGUCGUCGACGACUGCAUCUCCUUCUUCAAUAGCUUCCGGGCGAGGUACGCGGCGGAUCUGCCGGCGUUCCUGUACUCGGAGUCGCUGGGCGGGGCGAUUGCGCUGCUAAUCACGCUUCGGCGCGAGGGGAUUCUGCCGGAGAGGAGGUUCGACGGCGUCGUUUUGAACGGGGCGAUGUGUGGGAUCAGCGAUAAGUUCAAGCCGCCGUGGCCGUUGGAGCACUUCCUCUCGAUUGCGGCGUUUCUGAUUCCUACCUGGUGCGUGGUGCCCACGCGCGGCUCCAUACCCAACGUCUCCUUCAAGGUUGAAUGGAAGCGUAAACUGGCCCUAGCAAGCCCGAGGAGGCCCGUGCAGAGGCCACGUGCAGCCACGGCUCAGGAGCUGCUGAGGGUUUGCCGGGAGGUGCAGGAUAAGUUUGGUGAGGUUGAGGUCCCUUUCCUGAUUGUGCACGGGGGAGAUGACAUUGUGUGCGACCCCGCAUGUGCGGAGGAUCUCUAUCGCCGGGCCGCUAGCAAGGAUAAAACGCUGAGGAUGUAUCCCGGGAUGUGGCACCAGCUGGUGGGGGAGCCCGACGAGAAUGUGGAGCUCGUUUUUAGUGAGGUUGUCGAGUGGCUUCUGGCCAGAGCCCGCUCAAAGUAGUAACUAAUAUUUUACUUACUGUCGGUUUGGUUUGGUUUGGUUUGGUU